AUGGGAUCCACAACAUACAGCAGGUGGCUUGAUGUUAAAUCGGACGAGAAUGAAUGGAAAGAACCAAAAUCGAAAGUAAGUACUAGCAAACAUCUUACUCUACGCAAGGUACUAGGCGUGGUUUCUGGAAGUGAGUUGAAUUCUAGGUCCGGAAAUAUACAAUGUAGGCUUGCCAAGAUGCCUUACUUCACUGACGAAAAAAUUAAGAGCAUUAAGCUAGAGAAUAGAUUAAAGGGAAUAAUGAACAAAGGAAAUGACCAACAGAAGUUAUAUAAUAUUAAACAAACUCCUGAAAGAAAAUGUAUAUCUAGGUCCGGUGGGGAUUUUGCGAAAAAAUCUUUUAAAUAUUUGCAGCAGUUUUCAGAGAAAAUGAAAGAAGAGAAAGCCCACAAUAGUUCAAAGUUAUCUAAAGACGCUGCAAAUAGAUGCAAAUCGCUCAAAAAAUUAGGGAGGGAGGUACCUGAUAGGAAAAAGCUUAAGACAGGUGGAAAAAACAAGAAAGUUUGGCGGGAUUUCCCUCUAAGUGAUAGUUCAUCUGACCAUUAUGAGAAGGAGGAUGUGCGCCGACAUACAAAUAGCAAUGAUGAAGGUACAGUCGUACCGAUGAGUCCUCAAUGGGAUGAGACAAUUGAAAAGGAGCUGGAGGCUGUGGUUUACAAAAUGUAUAGAUCAGAGCCUGAUCCCGAAGAUGAAGAUACAUGGGAUGUAUCGAUGGUCGCUGAGUACGCUCCAGAGAUUUUCAAUCACUUGAGAGAUCUAGAAACAAAAUACGCACCCUAUCCAUAUUACAUCCCACAGAUUCAAUCAGAGAUUACAUGGGACAAUAGGGCCACGCUUGUGAACUGGAUAGUACAGGUUCAUUCUAGGUUCGGAUUAUUACCAGAGACAUUAUACCUUACAGUUAAUAUUAUAGAUAGAUUCCUGUCUAAAAGACCGAUAUCUCUAUCAAAGUUUCAACUUUGCGGAGCUGUUGCACUUUUCAUUGCAGCGAAGUACGAAGAAAUUAAUUGCCCGACAGUUAAACAAAUUGCAUAUAUGAUAUCAAAUCAGUAUACUACAACCGAGCUUUUAAAAGCUGAGAGGUUCAUGAUAACUGACAUAGACUUUGACAUGGGGUAUCCUGGUCCUAUGUCCUUUUUAAGACGAACUUCCAAAGCGGACAAUUAUGAUACAGAGAUCAGAACUUUGGCUAAAUAUUUUCUGGAGAUCACAAUCAUGGAUUCACGAUUUGUGGCCGCUCCUCCAAGUUGGCUAGCAGCUGGUGCAAGUUAUCUAUCAUUAAAAAUGCUUCAUCACGGGGAAUGGACCGAGGCUCAUGUUUACUACAGUGGAUACACAGAAGCUCAGCUCAGACCGUUAGCCGAAAUUUUAAUAGAUUGCUGCUUAAAUUACAAGACGCAUCAUAAGGCCAUUUUUGAUAAAUAUGCUUCGAGAAGAUUUAAACGGAGUUCAUUGUUUGUUCAAGAUUAUUUAGAACGGGAACUUUACAGAUAA
Molecule: messenger RNA, 1494 nt
Organism: Brettanomyces bruxellensis
Lineage: Eukaryota; Fungi; Ascomycota; Pichiomycetes; Pichiales; Pichiaceae
Product: B-type cyclin
Exons: 1
Coding region: 1-1494 (497 amino acids)
Biological process (GO): mitotic cell cycle phase transition; regulation of cyclin-dependent protein serine/threonine kinase activity
Cellular component (GO): nucleus; centrosome; cyclin-dependent protein kinase holoenzyme complex
Molecular function (GO): cyclin-dependent protein serine/threonine kinase regulator activity
Source: RefSeq, a predicted model, not a curated record